UGGCGCGUUUUGAGGAAUCCCACUUUAACGCGCCAAAUUUAAAAAAUUACUUAUAGAUCGUUCUCUCUCUGCCUGGUUUUCCUCCAACGCCUUUCAAUGGACCAAAGCUUCCUCGAAGGUGGAUGGCUUGGAGGUUUGGAUAAAGCUUCACUGAGGGAACCUCUGAAGCCAAAGGACAACAACGGCUUGGUUGCCAGUUCAAAUUGUUUCCUUUCAAACUAUGAACAUUCAAGUGACGAAAAACAAAACCACUCUGGUUCAAAGAAAAACUCGACUUGUAUUCAAAUGAUAGACAAGUCCGUUCUUCGCGAGAUAUACGAUACAUACUCCUUUCGGGGUGGUGGUUUCGGUUAUAGGCGUCCAGGUAUGACAGUGGAAGGUUUUCGAGCAGUUGUAGUGGACGCAAAACUGUUUGGAAAAGACGAUAUUAAGGCAAGAAGAGAAGCUGAGCUAGUUACUUCCGCUAUUUUAUCGAAGAGUGCAACCAAUUUAGACUUCGACCAGUUUGUCAGAGCCCUAAGCAAACUAGGAAAGCGUAUUCCUUGGUCCAAAAUCAAGGGAGAAAUUGCAGAAGCAACUCAUUUGAGCUCAGAGGAAAAAGUGUUUGUGACAAUAUGUCAAACUCUUAAGGGCAGUGAAUAUGAAAGGAAUAGAAAUGCGUCUCCCGUACAAACAUCGCAAAGUCCAAUGAGAGAGCGGAUGGCUUUUGGAAGGGCAUGUUUCUCUUCUCCCAAGAGUGAAAGAGAACGACGAAACUCAAUUUUCAAAUAUGCCGCGAAAAAGAAUCCGCUGUGUUUACUUAUUGAAAAAAACCAAAAAGCCUUCCAGGUUAUAUUCACUCAUUACAUGCAUCGCGAGACAGGAAGUUCCGCUUACGAAUCGAGAUGUAGCUCAACACCAGGAAUUUCCACAAAUGAACUACGAAAAUUUGCUCAGGACUUUGGAGUCUUCCCAGACUUUAUGCAGCUUGAAGACCUCCGGGAAACAAUGCUGGAUGUAACUAGUAACUCCGAAAUUUUGUCCACUCCUGGUAGUGCAGCAACAGGAAAUUAUUCAAUAAUUACGACUUGCGAGCAAUUUACCGUUUGUCUCGUUAUGAUAGCUUAUUACGCAUUUGGGGAGCAGCCUAUUAAGGCUUUCGAAGAGGUGAUAGAAGUAGAUCCGAAUGAAGCGACUGAAAGGUUACUGUCGCUGUUCCGAAGAAUGAAUUUCAUGAGAGAAAAACGACCCGCUCCACCAAUGCCUGUUAAUUUUGUACGCUUUAAAGACCUUGAAAACUGCACACCAUCUGGAUCGACUCCUGUGCGCAAAAGACAGGUCUCUGUAUCUAAUUCUCCUCAGAGUUCAGCUGAGCGUGUCCGAAGAGGUUUCAAUGCAUCGAGAAUUUUGUUUGGAACCGAUAGUGAGUCAAUAACAAAUGACCCCGGAGUAGCGACCAACUCUAUCAAUAGGAAACUAGAGAAACAACUUUCGGGUUCUUGCGAAGAAACACCAGUUUCAGAAAAAGACUAUACUCCUGUUAAUGAUUGGCAUUCGAGUUACAGUAGCACCGAUCGCAUGUCACGCAUUUCGACAGUGAAGGAAAGACUUUCUGCCCUUUCAAAGAGUAGCAUCUCUCCAGAAACUUUUACAAACUCUGAAUCAAAGGAGAACCACGCCCCAAGUUCUGCAGGAACAGCAACAGAAAAUUCACCUUUGGCAGAAAUUACGCUAUCUAUUGGGAAGAAUACCCCCUCGGCUCCUCUGAUCGGAAGGCCUCAACCUUUUGCAAAGACUGCGUUUCAUAGUUCUCAAGCUUGGAACGAUGACGAAUCUAGUGAAACUCUAAGAAGUUCGGAUAACAAAAUUGCAAAAGCUACAGGUCGAUUGCAGAUAGGUAAAACGCCACCAUUUUCCAUUUUGCCUUAUCAAAACGACUUGAAGAAUUACCAAACUUCAGAACAAAGUGAACUUCAGGAUCUCACAAAUGAGAUUCGAGAAGCUAACAGAUGCUUAGAAAAAGCUACAGCAGAGCUCGAACUGUCACCGUUUCUCACAGAUGAUUAUAAAUUUUCUCCUGGAGAGGCUCUGUUUGACGAUAUUGAUUUUUUCUCCGAAAUGUUCCCUUCAGCGCGUAAACAAGGGGUCGAGGAAUUUGUCAAUACGGUGACUCCCUCACUUUACUUACGGUCUUUGUCGAAGACGGAAAGGUUUGCCAAAAAGAGAGAUAACUCAGAAGAUUUAGGCACUUCGGACCAAGCAAACAGCAUAAAGCAACUGCUUUCCGACUUUGGAAAAGAACAAACUGAAGAGUUGAGUCUAGAAGGAGGAAGCGGUCGAACCAAAAGGCGCUCACAGCUCAAAGUAACGUCUAUUUGGAGUCAGAGUUUUGUGCUACUAUUACAAAUGGUUAUAAUGAUGUUAUUCUUCUUGGCUUAUGCCUAUACGUUUGGUAUUAUCGGUUAUGACCCAGUCGUUGAUGAACCUUUUUUGUCUUAAUUGCUCACAAUAAACAUGUUGUCCAAUUG
This is a messenger RNA of Galdieria sulphuraria, 2507 nucleotides long. RefSeq lists its product as uncharacterized. The transcript is spliced from 6 exons. NCBI's taxonomy places the organism in Eukaryota, Rhodophyta, Bangiophyceae, Galdieriales, Galdieriaceae. Bases 97 to 2478 code for a protein of 793 amino acids. The record is from RefSeq and is a predicted model, not a curated record.